This is a messenger RNA of Racocetra persica, 239 nucleotides long. The record is from the annotation of a GenBank genome assembly. Lineage: Eukaryota; Fungi; Glomeromycota; Glomeromycetes; Diversisporales; Gigasporaceae.
GAUGCUUUAUAGAACCCCCAGAUUAUUUUGAUAAAAUAGUUUGGCCAAAUUAUGUUGAGUUUCAUAAACAUUUAUCUAUUAAAGGACAAUCAUCCGGUUUGAUAGAUGGUGUAAAAAGUGGAUGGAAGGUUAUUGAAGAUUUGGUCGUUUUAGAUACAAAUAAGGAAGAUGAAUUUGGAAAAAAUCUUGAGGAAGCUGUUGAAACUGUGAUAAAAUUUAUUGAAAAAAAAUUUGCAUAG